Talaromyces atroroseus is the source of this 708-nucleotide messenger RNA. RefSeq lists its product as hypothetical. The record is from RefSeq and is a predicted model, not a curated record. The transcript is spliced from 5 exons. Bases 1 to 708 code for a protein of 235 amino acids. Lineage: Eukaryota; Fungi; Ascomycota; Eurotiomycetes; Eurotiales; Trichocomaceae.
AUGAUUCAUGUCUGGCAACUACUUACGGUUGAACAAAUUGAGGACAAGCUGGGCUACAUCUUUGACUAUUUGGACGAUCCCGAAAGCGAGGCUACAAGCACGUUCUACUCUGAUCUCACCCGAGUUUCCAACAAUCCAUACGAGAGAGCUUUGAAGGAGCUUGACGAAUACACCAAACAAAAUACAGCUCCACGACAGCAGCUCCCAGGCCGAUGUCUGCCUAAAGUUGACGAUCAUAGAUCAUUUCUAUUCGAGGCUCAUGACCGUUACAACGACAGGAAACAUGCAUCGGGCUUUAUCUUUCAACUUCCAAGAGAGCUUCGUGGCAAGAUCUACGAAUUCUGUAUACCCGACGGAAAGUGGAGCGUGGGCGAUGUUGACGCAUUCAAUACAACCACGUUUGCUGGAAAUAUAGGUGACCCGACCGGCUUUUGUUUUCCCCUAAGCAAAGAUCUAGCGAUUCUUAACAUCAGCAAGCGGAUACGUGAGGAGGUAAUUCCUAUCGCCUACCGUAGGACAUUCUUCCGUUUGGAUGAUAUAGACGAGUCCGUCAAGGUAGCGGCUUCUAUUGGCAAUAUUGGGCGGGCAAACGUGGAAUCCGUGGAGUUCUGCUGGGAAAGCCGAAGGUCACUGACCUUCAGUGGAGGAGGGAUGAAAAUUCUGAUUUGGAUGAUAACUAUUCCCGGCUUCCGUCCCUUCACGUCCUGA